GUUUCUGACACUCCAUUUCUCUGCAGGCCGGAGUGGCUUGCAGCAAGAGCUCGCGAGAGGGAGAAGAAGACCAAUGGCUCUUGGGCAGCAGCUGAGAGUACUGCACGCUCUGGAUGUUGCCAGGACACAGCUCUACCACUUUAUGGCAACCGCAAUCGCCGGCAUGGGCUUCUUCACGGAUGCCUAUGAUUUCUUCGCCAUCUCCCUCGUCAUGGAUCUCAUAAGCUACCUGUACUACGAGGAACAGAUUGAUCGCGGCGUCAAAGCCACCAUCAACGGCAUCGCUCUGUGUGGCGCCGUGCCGGGGCAACUGGUCUUUGGCUGGCUGGGCGACAAGAUGGGCCGCAAGCGCAUCUACGGCGUCACGCUGCUUCUCAUGGUGGUCACCUCCCUGGCGUCGGGCCUCUACUUCGGCACCAACGAAGCGUCGAACGUGGUGGCCGUCCUCUGCUUCUUCCGCUUCUGGCUUGGCUUCGGCAUCGGCGGCGAUUACCCGCUCUCGGCAACCAUCAUGUCCGAGUACGCCAACAAGAGGAGACGCGGCGCCUUCAUUGCGGCUGUUUUCGCCAUGCAAGGUUUCGGCAACCUUGCAGCUGGAAUCGUUGCCGUGGUGGUAUCAGCCUCGUUUCUGAGGACCAAUCCAAGAAGGAACGCUAACUUCGUCUGGCGGAUCGUUCUCAUGCUGGGCGCGGUUCCGGCGAUCCUCACCUACUACUGGCGCAUGAAGAUGCCCGAGACGGCGCGGUACACCGCGCUGGUGGCAAAGGAUGCGAGGAAGGCAGCGUCAGACAUGUCCUCCGUCCUCCACGUGGAAAUCAGCCCAGAGGACGAAGCAGUCAGGCAGGACCAGUACGGUCUCUUCUCGCCGCAGUUCCUACGAUACCAUGGAACACACCUGCUCGCCACCAGCGCGUGCUGGCUCGCCGUCGACAUCACCUUCUACUCGCUCAACCUCUACAUGAAGGACAUCUUCGUCGACGUCGGUCUGAUUGACCCUCCGGGGAAAAACCACUUGUUCAUGCGGAUGACCGUCACUACCUUGCUGCACACGGGCAUCGCGCUCUGUGGUACACUGCCGGGAUACUUCUUCACCGUCGCAUUCGUGGACCGCAUCGGCCGUGUCAGGAUUCAGCUACUGGGAUUCACUAUGAUGUCCGUCUUGACAGCCAUCCUCGCAGCCACUUAUGCGUACUGGAAACGGCAGGAAACAAUACAGCGCAAGAUGGGCUUCGCAGUCUUGUAUGGCUUGACCAACUUCUUCGCCAAUUUUGGUCCCAACACCACAACAUUCAUAGUUCCGGCGGAGAUUUUCCCAGCACGGAUGCGCGCGACGUGCCAUGGCAUAGCCGGCGCAUUCGGGAAGAUAGGCGCCAUCAUCGGCGUGUUUGGCUUCAUGUCCAACAUGGAAGAACACGGCGUCGUCCCAAGAAAGCUGUGGGCACUAUUUUCCUCCAACCUAGUCGGCCUUGUGUUCACCUUCCUUCUACCGGAUUCCAAAGGUAAGUCGCUGGAAGAGAUGGCCGGUGAAACGGAAGAACAGCAGCAGCAACAGGACGCUGCAGUAGUUGCCGCGGCCGACCAUAUAAAUUUGGUGCCUAUUUAGCACGCCCAAUGGUCACUGUUUGUUGCACGCAAUGGGGUGCGUGGCACUACUUCGUGAUAUGUGAAUAUUUCAUAGAUCUUCUUCUA
This is a messenger RNA of Zea mays, 1689 nucleotides long. RefSeq names its product phosphate transporter12 (gene pht12). Gene Ontology annotation, molecular function: transmembrane transporter activity. Gene Ontology annotation, biological process: transmembrane transport. The record is from RefSeq and is marked provisional. Gene Ontology annotation, cellular component: membrane. NCBI's taxonomy places the organism in Eukaryota, Viridiplantae, Streptophyta, Magnoliopsida, Poales, Poaceae.